Messenger RNA from Ostertagia ostertagi, 876 nucleotides. Lineage: Eukaryota; Metazoa; Nematoda; Chromadorea; Rhabditida; Trichostrongylidae. The record is from the annotation of a GenBank genome assembly.
AAUACUCAUGUGCCAAAUCCGUUAUAUCUCUUCCCUCAAGUUCAAGUUUUCACCUUAACAAGAGCGACACCGAUUAUUGUGACAGUUGUGUCACUGGACAUCCUUACACUUCUGAUGUCUGCAUCUUGGGUAGCCUUUAUCGUUCCAUUUUAUAAGAAAAAACGAACAUUUAUCCCUAAAGACAAGACUUAUGCAGAGGCGCUUUCUUCUCUACCUCUGUAUUCAGGAACACAAUCUAAAACUCCAUGGGCAUCCAUCUACCUUGCUGGUGGAUGUGCAUUUAUUCAAGCUGCUCAAUUCAACAUGUUCUCCAAUUCAAUGUGGCCUUACUUACGGAAGCUAAAUCCCGAAGCAGUGGAAACUCAAUACGGCCACAUCACGGCGUUAUACAGUUUUGGACAAUGUAUAAUGGCACCUCUGUUUGGAUUUUGGAGCAAUCGAAUAGAGCAGGUUCGAAUACCUCUUCUAGCUGGUUUCGCAUUUAUGAUGGUGGGCAAUUUUCUCUACUUUCUGCUUGAUAUUUUCGAACCAUCUAAUACCGUCUUUGUUAUGAUGGUAGCACGAUUUAUUGCUGGCUGUGGAACAGGAAACAUGACCCUCCUGAGGGCUUACGUGGCUACGUCAUCAUCCAGGCAAGAUCGCACACGCGCCAUCGCCUUUGUGAGCGGUGGAAUCGCUACUGGAACGCUCAUUGGACCAGCGUUCCAGCUGCUUUUCACGCCUCUUGGAUCAGAUGGAGUCCCGGCUUUGCCAUUUCUUCGGCUGAGCAUCUAUAACACCCCCGCUUUAUUUGCAUUACUGCUGAAUAUAUUAGGAUUUUUGGCAAUUGUAUUCAUCUUCGAGGAAAACUACGACGUACUUCAAGGCGUCAGCAAU